Spirodela intermedia is the source of this 1500-nucleotide messenger RNA. Lineage: Eukaryota; Viridiplantae; Streptophyta; Magnoliopsida; Alismatales; Araceae. The record is from the annotation of a GenBank genome assembly.
AUGGGUGAGCUCCGUUCCUCUCGUCCUCUCGACUCCAUCUUGGUUUUCACCAUCUGCGUAUUGCUGCUUCGAUCGCGAGAAUCUGCCUUAUUUUGUGCUCGCUUGUCUUGCAGGUGCGUAUACUUAUGUCUCGGAGCUAUGGAGGAAGAAGCAGAGCGACGUUAUGCGGUUCCUGCUGAGGGUCCGCUGCUGGGAGUAUCGGCAGAUGCCUGCCAUCGUUAGGGUUACCCGCCCCACCCGCCCUGACAAGGCCCGCCGCCUCGGUUACAAGGCCAAGCAGGUGAGAAGGCUGUCUGGAUACAAUCUUGCCAGUUUACCCGCACUCUCUUCGUCUAAGUGAGAUUGGAAUGUUUCUCCAAUGUUGAUUCAGGAGGAUACUCCGCUCUAGAUUUUUUCCCCAUUGUGAGUACUAUUAUUCACUGAAUACUGAUUUUUCUGAUUUUCUGAUGUUGGAAAUUUUCUGAUGUUUUCUCCAAAAUUAACUAAGUACUUCACUGGGUUCUUACUUGUAGGGGAUUGCAAGGAUUUCUCGAUCUUCUUCUUGUGUGAAUUAUUUUUUCUCGAAUCUGGAAAUGGAGUGCUAUUCCUCUGCGUCAUUAAAUUUGGCUGUGAUCUUCGUUUCUGUCAGUUUAUUUGCUGCAAAUCUUUUGGACCCAGUUCUCAGUCUACAUCAGUUGGCUACACCAUUUCUAAUUUUUCAGUAUCUGUAGCCUAAUUUAUCGCGAUGAUUAUGACAUUGACCCAGUAGCAUGUUGCGAAAACCCAUUUGUUAUAUCGGCCACUGGUACUUCAUUUGAAUGCUCAGAAUCCCCUGACCUGUUCAUGAGAGGCUGCUUAAAUCCCUUGUGAAAAAAAAAACAUGUCUUUUGCUUCAACCCCGUCCCCGCAUUGAAAUUAUGAAGAAGCAGCAUCUAGAUCGAUGAACAAGGGGCCUGAUAAAUUCAUCCCCUCCCCCUUUCUCCCGCAGGGCUACGUCAUCUACCGCGUCCGUGUCCGCCGGGGCGGCCGGAAGAGGCCAGUCCCCAAGGGUAUCGUCUACGGCAAGCCCAAGCACCAGGGUAUCACCCAGCUCAAGUUCCAGAGGAACAAGCGCUCUGUCGCGGAGGAGCGAGCCGGGCGGAGGCUUGGCGGCCUCAAGGUCCUCAACUCCUACUGGAUCAACGAGGUAAGAUCAAGGAGAACGGGUUUUGAACUCUUCUUCCUCUUCUUCGACUUCAAUCGGUCUGUAAUCUGCUUCUGGAUGCUGUGGUAAAGGAUUCGACGUACAAGUACUUCGAGGUCAUCUUGGUGGACGCGGCGCACAACGCGAUCAGGAACGACCCGAGGAUCAACUGGAUCUGCAAGGGAGUCCACAAGCACAGGGAGCUGCGGGGGCUGACCUCCGCCGGGAAGAAGUACAGGGGCCUGCGCGGCAAGGGCCACCUCCACCACAAGGCCCGCCCCUCCCGGCGCGCCACCUGGAAGAGGAACCAGACCAAGUCCCUCCGCCGCUACCGCUGA